AUGUCAGCCAAGAGGGCAGAAUUCGAGAAAACAGGCUUGGGCAAGAACUACAAGACAGUUUACCUGGAAUUGAAGCCAGAGCCAUCCCAGAUGUGUGAUUACAAAGGAGUUAAACACCAAGGUCCAUUCAACAAAUCAGGAAUAACACAUGAACUGAAGAGUGAACUCAGGGAGGUGAGAGAAGAGCUCAAGGAAAAAAUGGAAGAGAUAAAACAGAUAAAAGAUGUAAUGGACAAAGAUUUUGAUAAACUUCAUGAAUUCGUGGAAAUCAUGAAGGAAAUGCAGAAGGAUAUGGACGAGAAGAUGGAGGUUUUAAUAAAUAUACAGAAGAACAACAAGCUUCCCCUGCGAAGAGGAUGGACGGAGCACGAGGAACUGAUGGGCAAGAGCGAAGCGGACCCUGGGCUCAGGCUCAAGAAGAUGGACGCAGCUGGCGCCGCGGUCUUGUCUCUCCACAAGAACACGGUGGUGUCACCCAAACCCAAACAGGAGCUGCCGGACUCCCUUCCUCAGUGUAGGAGCUGCUGCCGGGAAACUUCCAUGCCAGGCCUGGGAACCCUUUUCAUCCUUGGCAUCUGGAGCUGCUUUCUAAUUUAUCUUUACCUCCGCUGUGAUGAGAUGGAGUACGUGCCUCCCACCUAGCCAGCAGCCCCGGACCAUCCUCGAGCUGUGCAGCCAGGGCUUGUUGCCCCCUUAAACCAGCACCGGUGCCCAGGCCUCCACUAGGA
Molecule: messenger RNA, 728 nt
Organism: Marmota flaviventris (yellow-bellied marmot)
Lineage: Eukaryota; Metazoa; Chordata; Mammalia; Rodentia; Sciuridae
Source: RefSeq, a predicted model, not a curated record